Ochlerotatus camptorhynchus is the source of this 7466-nucleotide messenger RNA. RefSeq lists its product as uncharacterized. Bases 1707 to 6893 code for a protein of 1728 amino acids. The record is from RefSeq and is a predicted model, not a curated record. Lineage: Eukaryota; Metazoa; Arthropoda; Insecta; Diptera; Culicidae. Gene Ontology annotation, molecular function: protein binding. The transcript has 3 exons.
UGUCCAAGACCGCCAUCUUCUAUCUAGUCUAGGUCGCAAGCUUUCAGCUGGUUUUUAUUUUUCCUUCACUGUGUGUCAUUCAUUGCGCGUGUUGCCGUUUGUUUUGCAAAAGAGUUAAAAAUAGAAUCCAUAUCAGUAGACGGAUAACCGCUGGUCACCGGCAUUGGAUUUGCACAAAUUCCAUACGUACAAGCAAAAGCAUGAAUUUUGUAUUCUACGAAUUGAUAAGCGAUGAUAGGGUUGAUGUACCAGUUAUGGCUAUACGUUUUUCCUAUUAUGAUGUGUUUCAAUUAAGGCCCAUGAGAAUUCCAUGGAACACACUAUAAUAGGUACGUAUAUCGAUAACUGGUACAUCUACCCUAUAUCGCGAGCAUCAACGCAGUCUGAUUGUACAACCACAUGGCAAUGUCUAUGGGGCACUUUAUAGUUAUACAAUUCAAAGGGGCCGUCCAUAUACCACGAGGACUUUUUAGGUGCGGAGGAAGGGUUUUGGCAAAGGUUAACGGUACCUACAAACUUGCAAAACUCGUCCACAAGGAAGGAGAUGAGGGAGUCUAAAACCUCUCGAAAACUGUCCACGUGGUAUAUGGAUGGCCCCGAAGUAGUGAUUAUGAUAUGAGUGAACUAGGUAGUGUGUGUGUGUGGAUCGCAUCUAUUGAACAUUCGAUCGCCCAUCUUUUUGCGAUCAAAAGUUGGCCAUCGUGACCAGCAUAAUAAAAAUCGAAAUGAUGAUGGUUUCAAAAUUCCUUCACAGUGAGGUAUGGGACAGAUUUAAAAAAAAAUAUUUACUUGUAUUGCUUAUUGCGCACAUUAUAAGGGCGACCAUAAAUGCGGAAAUGCUUAUAAAAGUGCGCUAUUAGGGUAAAUGAAUUUGGGUCUGCCACGCACUUAUUCCUUGGUUCAUAAGAAAUAAGUGCGCAGAAGACACCAAGACGGAACAACGCAAAAGCGCACUUUUAUUGGCGAUUGAUCACUUCUGAGGAGUCCAGUUUCAAAUGCAAAAUACAAUAUUAUAUUAUAUAAGCAUGAUGAUGCAAUCUAUCAAUGUCAAGUCAAAUUAAAUCAAAUUGCUUAGUCCGAAAAAUACAAGCAAAUAAAAAUUCUCUCCCACUCCUCAACGUGACGAAAUUUUGAAACCAUCGUCACUUCUGUAGUUCUCAUGUUCGCCACGAGAGCCAACUUUUGAUCGCGAAUGGGCGUUAUACUAAUUUUAGUUUUCGUUUUGUAGUAGUCGAAUCAAAGUGGAUUAUUCUUUUAAGCGUGGUCUCAUUGGCGACUCUGAAGAAUUUGGUUUCCUGUCGGAAGACAUUUUUCGCUUUUGCUGGAUAACAUUUGGUUGAUAUCGUGUUUAGUCUGCAACGUGGUGCAAAUACUAUUAACCUGCUGUGGUAUUUUCUCGUGAAACGAUGACUCAACCCCGCUGAAGUCCCGGAAAAUACAUCCGUUCAAAAGUGCGAUAGCAGUAUACAAGCGAGGAAAAUUGUCGCUUCCGAAAAGUGACCUCAAGUAGUGAACCUUACUGUUUUUUUUCGAAAUCGAAAAGACGAUCAGAGGCCGGGUAAAUCCUUCGCCAAAUCGUAUAAUAAGAACCAAGAGUCGCCAACAAAUACCGGCUAAUACCACCGAAUACGGAGUCAGGACCCAUUAAUUACGGGCACACACACACACACACACACACACUACAGGCACCAAAACCGUGGUUCAAAAUGGAGCAACAACUGUAUGCAAGUGAAAUUACGCCGGGUGGCCACGGCGAAAAAUACCAAAAAGAAAUUGCCCUCGCACUGUGGCUGCUUAUGCGGGAAUCAAGUUCCACUACAAGGAUGGCGUAUGAAAUGACGGUGGCCGACAAGUUUGACGACGUUGUUUUGUUUGACGAUACAAACGAGAAGAUCCACUUAAUUCAAGCAAAACACGCCGAUACCAAGGAUGAACAGGUUAAAUUUUUCGAGCUGGAUGCCCUGUUUCCGACUGGAAAUAGUGACAAAGGCAAAGGAGACUUUGAUUUGUACAAGUAUGCCAAAUCCUACUUUUGUGUGACUAGAAGCUUGAAAGAAAGGGCAUACAAUAAGAUGUUUUACAUCUUCACCAAUAAGGUUCUGAAACUGACCGAUAACGAUUGGGUGAAGAUCGAAGAACGAGAAGAAAAUGAAAUCCUACGUAUUUCUGGAUCCAGUGCCAAAAACCUAAAACUUAUGCCAACCGAGAAGGCUAUCACAGAGCUGUGCAAUUACAUCAACAAAGAUGACGAUAUCACUGCGAUUAAAGAUGCGGUCAAAGAGUUCUUUCACAGUGGAAAGGUCAGCCAAACUUUUACUCGCUAUUGCACUCCAUUGAAAGACGUUAUGAUCAUAAACGAGAACAAGUGUCGUUUUGCAAGCAACUUCAAUGCUGAAAAUCCAAAUCCCGAUGUUGUCAGGCUAUACAAGAUGUUGCAAAGCGAUCAGGUUGAUAUGGAGGAAGAAGUAACCGUCAACAAAAAAUUUCAGACGAAAGAAUCAAGGAACAAAUUUUUGCCACCACGCGUUGAUGAGGAUGACAUUCGUAACUUCUUUCGCGAUUUUACGCUAUCGGUGGGUCAACCGAACGAUUUGCGACCUAUCAUCGUUGCUGAACUAAAGGCUUGGAUGAAGACUUGGAUCCAGCCGGAAAUUUUCGGUCAGCUGAAGGAAAAGUACUGGGAGCAGGUGUAUAUCGACCUGGGAGCUUAUUUUGACGCAUGUAACAAACCUGUUGGCGAAAAAAGUAAGCGCGUUUUAGGGGAUUAUUUUGACGAAUGUAACAAACCUGUUGACGAAAAAAGUUUGCGCAGUUUGAUGAAACUAGAUAUAGAAAAAUGCUUUGAACAAAUAAAGCGUGAAAUGCAGACGGGUGGGAAAAAGCGCGAAAUGGCAGAGGCGGAAGAAUGGAAACUUACGUAUAUUAAUCGCCAUUUAAAGUACGAAGAGGCAGCAUUAGAACAAACCGGAGGAAUGUUAAGCAUUGAUCAAAAAAUGUCAGGCAACGACAAGGUAGCACAUAAUAAUAGGUCUAGCUCAAUAGUUCGAACGAUAAGUGAUACUAAGUUUGUUGAAGAGCUUCGAGGAAAAUUUAAAAGUCAGCAACAUAUUUUACUUGUGGCAGACCCCGGUAUGGGAAAAACCAGCUUACUGCAGUUUUUGUCAUUUGAAGCUCAAAAAAAAAACCACUCUGCAGUAUUCUUAAUGCGUUUAAGCACGCUAUGUAAGAAACUCGACGAAAUAGAAAAAGUAUCAAACAUAAAUGAUGUCCGGGAAAUUCUCAGCGCUGUUCUUUCAGAGACUAACUGUAAUCUCAUCCUAAAUGCCCCGGAAAGCCGAAAUGACGAAGGAUAUUCCAUUAUUUUAGCAUUGGACGCAUUUGAUGAAAUACAUUCCAAAUACACCGAGAAAGUAAUUAGUAUACUCGAACUGCUCAGUUUGAAAAAGAGUAUUCAGUUUAUAAUCAGCUCGAGACUCCACGUGCAGGAAAUACUGCAAAGUAAGUUCGAUUUUAAGCUAAUACUCCUAGUCCCUUUUCAAGAUGAGGACCAGAUCCGGUACUUGAAGAAAAUAUGGAUGAAAAAGAGUGUUGAUGAGAAAGUUGUUGAAGACUUUUCGGAACUUCUUUUUGAAAAAUAUCAUUCCGGCACUUUAUCCAACUCGAGUGAAAUGUUCGGUUUGCCUCUGAUGAUGCGAAUGCUUGCUGAAGUUUACUCUGACAGAUUCAAACAGUUUGUGUCAGCAGCGAAUUCCGACAAAACGGAACCGCUUGAUUGGCCAGAAGACAUAUUGAAUAUUGGGCAACUGUUAGAGCGGUUUGUCCAUAAAUGUUUUCACAUCAAAUUUGAAGAAAAAUUUAAAACAAAGGUUGAUAUCAACGAUGCUGAAUUCAAUUCAUUCAUUGCCGUGUACAUUCUGGAGCAUCAACUGCUAGCGAUAAAGCUGCUAGAGAUUGAAAUGCUCAUGGAUAUAUUCACGAAGCCGAAAAAUAAGAAAAUAUAUGACUUAUUCAAAAUCCGAUAUGAAAAGGGUUCAGAAAAGUCUAUGUUGGUGACAGUAGUCAACAAUGAUGUUCAGUUCUGCCAUUUAUCAUUUGGUGAAUACUUCGUAGCAACAUAUCUAAGUGAUAACAUUUCCGAGUUGGAACCAAACAUAUUGAUCAAGGUUCUAUCUCAACGUGAAGUUAUUAGGAAACUGACACUGAUCAAGCUUGAAGAAAAUGAAAACUGCUCCGAGACCUUAAACGAGUUGUGCAGACUAAACUGGGACGUAGCUUUGUGGGCAUGCGAGAGUGGUUGUCUGAAAUUGGUUUCAUUCCUAAAUCUUAAAUCGUUCUCCACUGAUCAACUAAGCAAUAUGUUAAAAGUCUCUGCGAAAUGCGGAUAUUUAGCAAUAUGUGAAUUACUAAUUGGUUACAAUGCAAAUCUCGAUAAAUCCACUGCGCUGCAUUCUGCCGUUGAGAAUGGUCACUUCAGCGUUGUGAAACAGUUGAUUGAGAAUAAUGCGGACCCAAAUGAUAUGGACGAAUAUAACAGGACUGCACUUCAUGUUGCAAGUUAUAAAGAAAAUAUGGAAAUAAUUCAACUCUUGAUUGAUAAAGGGGGGAACCUCAAUUCUAAGACAAUCUUUGGUCAAACUCCGCUUCACCUCGCUGUACUGAAUAACCAUGAAAGUGUUGUUAAAAAUUUGAUAGCGAAUAGUGCGGACCCAAAUGAGAUGGACGAUAAUAAAUGGACUGCCCUCCAUUACGCAUGCCAAAACGGAAAUGUAGAAACGGUAAAAUUCUUGGUUGAACAAUAUUCGAAUAUCAGCUCUCAGACAAUCUUUGGUCAAACUCCACUUCACAUCGCUGCACUGAAUGGCCAUGCACAUGUUGUUGAACUUUUGAUAGCGAAAAAUGCGGACCCAGACAAGGUGGACGAUAAGCAAUGGACUGCCCUACAUAUGGCGUGCCAAAACGGAAAUGUAGAAACGGUAAAAUUAUUCAUUAAAAAACUUGAGAACACCAACUUUCAGACAAUCUUUGGUGAAACUCCACUUCACAUCGCUGCACUGAAUGGCCAUGCAAGUGUUGUUGAAGUGUUGCUUGCGAAUAAUGCGGACCCAGACAAGGUGGACGAUAAGAAAUGGACUGCCCUUCAUUACGCAUGCCAAAACGGAAAUGUAGAAAUUGUAAAAUUCUUGAUUGAUAAAGGUUCGAACACCAACUCUCAGACAAUCAUUGGUCAAACUCCACUUCACAUCGCUGCACUGAAUGUCCAUACGAGGGUUGUUGAACUGUUGAUAGCGAAUAAUGCGGACCCAGACAAGGUGGACCGUAAGAAAUGGACUGCCCUUUAUUACGCAUGCCAAAACGGAAAUGUAGAAAUGGUAAAAUUCUUGAUUGAUAAAGGUUCGAACACCAACUCUCAGACAAUCUUUGGUCAAACUCCACUUCACAUCGCUGCACUGAAUGGCCAUGCAAGUGUUGUUGAAGUGUUGCUUGCGAAUAAUGCGGACCCAGAAAAGGUGGACGAUAAGCAAUGGACUGCCCUUCAUUACGCAUGCCAAAACGGAAAUGUAGAAAUUGUAAAAUUCUUGAUUGAUAAAGGUUCGAACACCAACUCUCAGACAAUCCUUGGUCGAACUCCACUUCACAUCGCUGCACUGAAUGACCAUGCAAGUGUUGUGGAACUGUUGAUAGCGAAUAAUGCGGACCCAGACAAGGUGGACCGUAAGAAAUGGACUGCCCUCCAUAAGGCAUGCCGAAACGGAAAUGUAGAAACGGUAAAAUUCUUGAUUCGUCAAGGUUCGAACACCAACUCUCAGACAUUCUCUGGUGAAACUCCACUUCACAUCGCUGCACUGAAUGGCCAUGCAAGUGUUGUUGAAGUGUUGCUUGCGAAUAAUGCGGACCCAGACAAGGUGGACGAUAAGAAAUGGACUGCCCUUCAUUACGCAUGCCAAAACGGAAAUGUAGAAAUGGUAAAAUUCUUGAUUGAUAAAGGUUCGAACACCAACUCUAAGACAUUCUCUGGUGAAACUCCACUUCACAUCGCUGCACUGAAUGGCCAUGCAAGUGUUGUUGAAGUGUUGCUUGCGAAUAAUGCGGACCCAGACAAGGUGGACGAUAAGAAAUGGACUGCCCUUCAUUACGCAUGCCAAAACGGAAAUGUAGAAAUUGUAAAAUUCUUGAUUGAUAAAGGUUCGAACACCAACUCUCAGACAAUCAUUGGUCGAACUCCACUUCACAUCGCUGCACUGAAUGUCCAUACAAGUGUUGUUGAAGUGUUGCUUGCGAAUAAUGCGGACCCAGACACGGUGGACGAUAAGAAAUGGACUGCCCUCCAUUACGCAUGCCAUAACGGAAGUGUAGAAACGGUAAAAUUCUUGGUUGAACAAUAUUCGAAUAUCAGCUCUCAGACAAUCUUUGGUGAAACUCCACUUCACAUCGCUGCACUGAAUGGCCAUGCAAGUGUUGUUGAAAAGUUGAUAGCGAAUAGUGCGGACCCAAAUGAGAUGGACAAUAUGAAAAGGACUGCUCUCCAUCAUGCAUGCCGAAACGGAAAUGUAGAAACGGUCAAAUUCUUGAUUCAUCAAGGUUCGAACACCAGCUCUCAGACAAUCUCUGGUGAAACUCCACUUCACAUUGCUGCGGAGAACGGCCAUGCGAUGGUUAUUGAACUGUUGAUAGCGAAUAAUGGGGACCCAGACAAGGUGGACAAUAAGAAAUGGACUGCCCUCCAUUACGCAUGCCGAAACGGAAAUAUAGAAACGGUAACACUCUUGAUUGAUCGAGGUUCGAACACCAACUCUCAGACAAUCUCUGGUCGAACUCCACUUUACAUCGCUGAACUGAAUGACCAUAAAAGUGUUGUGGAACUGUUGAAAGCGAAUCUAUGCGGAACCAAAUGAGAUGGACAAAGGCAAAUGAAAUGCACUUCAACUUGCAAGUCCUAAAGGAAAUAUGGAAAUGGUUAAAUUCUCUCGAAAAAUCGACGGUGUAACUCCACUUCACAUUGCUGCAGGGAAUGGCCAUACGGGUGCUGUGAAACUUUUGAUUAAGGGGUUACAAAAAAUCGACACGUAUUCGUAACUGAUGUUCGUUGACGCGCAAAGUGAACUGUAAAACUCGCAAAGCGAUUUUCUCGAAACACAGAGUUGAUUUACGGGUCCCACGAUAUCUCAGAACUGGAUGGACCAAAUUGGCUGAACUUUGUAGUGCAGACUCACAAGAUGUAAAAAUAUUUUUUAUCUUUCUUUAAACCACUUCUCAAAAAUCGGCUUUCGUCAUGCACACGAGACCUGUCUAAAGAGUCUUCACCCCAAAAAUGAGACGAUUUGGUCAAAGCAGUGAUGGAAUAUCGUGGGACCCGGUUUUAUUUUUUCAAACCACUUACUUCAAAUAAGAAUAUAUCAGCAAUUCUGUUACCAAAUGACUUUAUAUUUAUUUUGUUUACAGUUGAAAAUGUAUAUUUUGAUGCCCUG